Molecule: messenger RNA, 1870 nt
Organism: Chenopodium quinoa (quinoa)
Lineage: Eukaryota; Viridiplantae; Streptophyta; Magnoliopsida; Caryophyllales; Amaranthaceae
Product: methionyl-tRNA formyltransferase-like
Exons: 10
Coding region: 471-1592 (373 amino acids)
Biological process (GO): biosynthetic process; conversion of methionyl-tRNA to N-formyl-methionyl-tRNA
Molecular function (GO): methionyl-tRNA formyltransferase activity
Source: RefSeq, a predicted model, not a curated record
GAGUACGCAAUCUGCAACAAAUAGCAAAGUUUAGUGCCCACAUUUAUACUUCACUCAAUAUAAAACGGAUGUAGUAUGUUUGCUUAUUUGUUUGUUUGAUUACAGACAGUAUUAUAUAGAUGGACCAAAUGUAUGUGGCAAGGGAAAUUUACAACAACCAUAUCAAAGUAUUAUUGUAUAGAUGGAUGAAUUUGCAAAAUUUCCAGGUUCUGGGAGCAGGAGAAAGUCGCACACUUGCUGCUUGCAUCAAGAGGCCGAGGCCAAGGACAGAAAAGAAGUAUUCAUCUCUUAAUUUUAUGUUGAUUUAUUUACGAAAUUGUCACUAGAUAUGAUAAACUGGGGCUGCCUCGUAAUUUCAUAAAACUGUUCUUUACUCCGUAUUUUGUCUUUAUCACGUCAAUUUCUCUUCAAUGGAGAUAGAACCUCUGUUGGGUAACACAGGCCAUCAAUUUAAGGAAAGAGAGUAAAGAAUGAACAACACUUCAACGAUGUUGCUGAGACGCAGCAUCUGUCGCGCAACCUUGAGCAAUCCUCGUUGUUCAUCAUCCUUGAAUAACAAAAGGAAGCCUCUUGUUUUCUUGGGUUCUCCUCAGGUUUCUGCCAAGAUUCUAGAUGCUCUUUUUAAUGCAUCCCAGUCCCAAGACUCAUCUUUUGAGGUUGCAGCUAUUGUCACCCAACCUCCAUCUCAGAGAAAUAGAGGCAGAAAGGUCUUGCCUUCUGCUGUUGCACAACAUGCCCUUGAAAGGGGUUUCUCUUCUGAUCUCAUUUUCACACCCGAGCGUGCAAAUGAGGAAUGGUUUUUGGCCAAUCUUAGAGCCUUGGAACCUGAACUUUGUAUUACAGCAGCGUAUGGGAAUAUUCUAUCCAACAAGUUUCUAAACAUUCCAAAGCAAGGCACAGUAAAUAUACACCCAAGUUUGCUGCCCCUUUAUCGUGGUGCUGCUCCUGUUCAAAGAGCAUUGCAGGAUGGUGUUAGGGAAACUGGAGUUUCAUUAGCAUUCACUGUUAGAGCACUGGAUGCUGGACCUAUCAUUGCAUCUCAAAAAGUUGGUGUGGAUGACAAUAUUAAGGCACCAGAUUUACUGGAUUUUCUCUUUGAUCUUGGCUCAAAACUUUUGUUGCACGAGCUUCCUUCAAUAAUUGACGGAACAGCAAGAACUAAAGCACAACCUCAAGAUGAUUCUAAAGCUACCUUAGCUCCAAAGAUUACUCCCGAAGAAUCAUGGCUAUCGUUUGAUCAAGACGCUACUGUCCUGCAUAAUAAGGUACGGGCAUUUGCAGGUUGGCCUGGAACUCGAGCUAGAUUUCUAGUUGUGGAUGCAGCACAUGCUCAAGAGAAUGUUUUAGAGUUAAAAAUAAUUUCAACAAAAGUUUCCAACGCUCAGAAUGCUGAGGCAGAUUAUGUUGCUUUCAGAAAUGGUGCAUUGAUCUUUACUUGUGGUGGAGGCACAGCUUUGGAGGUUCUAGAAGUUCAGCUCCCAGGCAAGAAAGUGGUGAAUGCAGCUGCAUUCUGGAAUGGCUUGCGAGGUCAAAAGCUAAAAGUUUCUGUAGACAAAGGGAGCUGCAAUGUCACAAGUGUAAAAAGUGAGUAAUUUCUUCGUUUUUUCAUCAGAACUUCCUAGUGAAGAAGGGGAUAGGCUGCCAUAGUUGCUUUAAUUGAAGAGUUGAAACUUGAGAGCAGCAGAGGCACUACAUGAAGUGCCGUCCAUAGGUAUAACAGCAUUCCUGAUUUUUGUCGAUACUGACUUAUCUUGCCAUUAUCAUGUAACAUGAGUUUCGGCUUUGUAAUUUUUUGAACUAUUGAUCUGAGACAUCAUACUUCUGCUGCCAGCAGCCCAGUAGAUUGAUCUUUCUUCACUUAUACGUAAAA